AUGGGUGGAGGAGAGAGGGGGAAGAGAGAGGGUAGAGUGAAGAGGGAGAAGAGAGGGGGUAGAGAACAGGGGAUUAAGAAAAGAGAAGGUAGAGACGAGCUGGAGAAGAGAUGUGUAGAGGAGAGAGGGAGAAGAAAGGGGGUAAAGAAGAGAAGGGGUAGAGACGAGUUGAGAGAAGAGAGGGGUAGAGGAGAGAGGGAGGAGAAAUGGGGCAGAGAAGAGAGGGUAGAGGAGAAAGGAAGAAGAGACGAGAAAGAGAAGAGAGGGGUAGAGGUGAGAGGGAGAAGAGACGAGAUAGAGAAGAGAGGGGUAGAAGAGAGCGGGAGAAGAGACGAGAUAGACAAGAGAGGGGUAGAAGAGAACGGGAGAAGAGACGAGAUAGAGAAGAGAGGGGUAGAAGAGAGCGGGAGAAGAGACGAGAUAGAGAAGAGAGGGGUAGAUAAGAGAGGGGUAGAGGAUAGAGGAAGAAGGGAAUGGGUAAAGAAGAGAGGGAUAGAGGAGAAAGGGAGAAGAGACGCGAUAGAGAAGAAAGGGGUAGAGGAGAGAGGGAGAAGAAAUGGGGUAGAGAAGAGAGGGGUAGAGGAGAAAGGGAGCAGAGACGAGAUAGAGAAGAGAGGGGUAGAAGUGAGAGGGAGGAGAAACGAGAUAGAGAAGAGAGGGGUAGAGGUGACAGGGAGAAGAGACGAGAUAGAGAAGAGAGGGGUAGAAGAGAGCGGGAGAAGAGACGAGAUAGAAAAUAGAUGGGCAGAGGAGAGAGAGGGAAAAGAGAGGGAGUAG
Mya arenaria is the source of this 777-nucleotide messenger RNA. Its product is annotated as golgin subfamily A member 6-like protein 6. The record is from RefSeq and is a predicted model, not a curated record. The transcript is spliced from 2 exons. NCBI's taxonomy places the organism in Eukaryota, Metazoa, Mollusca, Bivalvia, Myida, Myidae. Bases 1 to 777 code for a protein of 258 amino acids.